Messenger RNA from Camelina sativa (false flax), 1680 nucleotides. RefSeq names its product putative F-box protein At1g30930. Lineage: Eukaryota; Viridiplantae; Streptophyta; Magnoliopsida; Brassicales; Brassicaceae. The record is from RefSeq and is a predicted model, not a curated record. Gene Ontology annotation, molecular function: protein binding.
UCUGUCUGUGGCUGUGCGAUUUGUUUUCUCUCUGAAAUAUCUUUCUCCGUCCAACUCCGAUCAUGGAUAGUGGAAAACCUUUUGAUUCCAUUCCAGAUGAUCUCCUCAUCAAGAUACUGUCGAAAUUGCCAGCAAAAUCAAUAGCUAAGUGUCGUUCCGUGUCGAAGCGAUGGAAGUCCUCGGCUCUAAUGAGAUCUGGAUUCCACCGUGACGAUUUCACCGACUUGUAUCUAACCAGGUCGAAACCUCGUCGACGACUCUUAAUUGGGGUACAAAAACCACAAGAAGGUGAGUGGAGCUUUUACUCAACUCCUCAGCCUCAGAAUCCAUCUGAGAAGUCUUCUCUUGUAGUAUCCGCCGCUGAUUUUCAUAUCAAGUUCUCUAAAGGAACAAGCGGGUACAAUUGUAGCUAUGCCUCUGGAUUGAUCUAUUUCCAUAAGAUGUGUAUCCCAAAGGAAGAUGAAGAUCUAAAGCGUGUGAUAUGUAACCCUCUCACAGGUCAGUAUGUGAUCUUACCUGAACUUAGAGGUGGUGUUUCGCAUAGCUAUUCGUAUAGCUAUUUAGGGUUUGAUCCGGUUGACAAGGAAUUCAAGGUAUUGUUCAUGACUACUCGUGAAUUUAUAGCUUCUAGUGGUACAGAUCAUUAUAUCUUGACACUGGGAGCUGAAGAAUUGAGGUGGAGGAAGAUCAAAUGUCCUUUUACACAUGAGCCUUUUUGGGAAAGGAUCUGCAUCGAUGGUGUUUUGUAUUACUUAGCUCAAGUUGGAAGGUCUUAUGUGAUAGUUUGCUUUGAUGUUAGGUCUGAGACAUUCAAGUUCAUAGGCGUAGAAAGACAUUUUGAUGAAUUGAUAAACUAUAAGGGGAAACUAUGUGGGAUUGAUUUGAAGUAUGGUUAUGAUGGUGGAUUCCCCGUUCAGUUGAGUAUGAAGGUUCUAGAGAAGCGGGAAUGGUCCAGCUAUGUCUACUCUUUGUCGGAUGAUCAGAGUGAAGGUUUUAAGGUCAAAGAGAAUCUAUCCGUUGUUGGGGUGACUACUUCAGGUGAAAUUGUUUUGUCGACGAAUUCUGCGUCUAAUCCUUUUUAUGUUUUCUAUUUCAAUCCGGAAAGGAACAUUCUCCAAGUUGUUGAAAUGCAAGGUGUUGGAGAUAACUGUGAUUGGAGAUAUGCCUUUGUAGAAGACUAUGUAGAGGAUAUUAGUGUUACUGAUGCAAUGCAACUGAAGUUAGCAGCCCCUUUACAACCAGGCCGAAACAUUGUUCCCGAGAGGCCAAAACCACAACAACGCCGAGAUACGUCUCUCUACCUCUCCAAGACUUCUCAAUCUGUGGAAAACGAGGAGCAAAAUAAUGUUCCUGUGAGGCCAGAACCACAACGACGUAGGGACACGUCUCCUGAUCUUUCCAAGUCUCCCCAAUCUGUGAAGAACAAGGAGCAGAACGGGUGCGGAUCAUCAUCAGCUAACCUGCUCUAUCGCUCUGUUAGCUUAGCUAUUUUAUGUUUUGGUACACUUAGCUAUGUUUUUUUUGUCCAAAAAAAGAAAAAAUAGUGUAGCUCUGUCAUUCGACUGGCUUAGCUAAAAAGCCUAAAAUUUUCAUCGUUCCCUGUGUCUCCUCUUUGGCUCUAAAUUUGUCUGAUCCGAAAACUUUUAAACAAUGAAACAGAGACAAUAUUCAUGGAGUUUA